Molecule: messenger RNA, 1816 nt
Organism: Capsella rubella
Lineage: Eukaryota; Viridiplantae; Streptophyta; Magnoliopsida; Brassicales; Brassicaceae
Product: calmodulin-lysine N-methyltransferase
Exons: 8
Coding region: 140-1048 (302 amino acids)
Cellular component (GO): cytoplasm
Molecular function (GO): calmodulin-lysine N-methyltransferase activity
Source: RefSeq, a predicted model, not a curated record
AACGGAAAAAAGUUACUGUGUUAAUUUAUUUGUUGCCAAAAAAGAAAAGUAAGGUUCGCCGGAAGAGAAGAGCAAAGAGCCAGGCUCAGGCUGCUACACAAAUUCCGAUCCCGGCGGAGAAAGCUUUAACGACUCUUCAAUGGAUCCGACUUCUUCUUCUUCUCUUAGAUGGAACAUUCUUCGUCAAGCGCUUCUCCGCAGAUCUGAUUCUCAAUCUCAAGCUGAGAUAAAGCGGAUUUCAAGGAAAGCUACUCAAGGGUUCAACUUGAUUCCGUGUCAAGUGGUGGAUUCUUCUCCGCAAUCAGAUCAUUCUCGGGAGGCAUGCGUUUGCUACACUCUUCCCAUCACUGCUUCUCCAAAACUCUAUCUGACACAAAGAGUGGAUAAUUGCAGUGAUCUCAAUGACUUUGAGAUAUCUAAUCGAUACAACAUUGAUAAUACUGGACUUGUCUGUCAGUGGCCCUCAGAAGAAGUUCUAGCAUUCUUUUGCCAGUCUCAGCCAGAUCGUUUCAGAGGUAAAAGAGUUAUAGAGCUUGGCUCGGGGUAUGGGUUAGCCAGUUUAGUUAUUGCAGCUGCCACCGAGGCUACAGAAGUGGUUAUCUCAGAUGGAAAUCCCCAAGUAGUUAAUUAUAUUAUGCGUAACAUAGAAUCCAACUCCAUGGCAUUUCGUGGCACAAGUGUGAGAGCCAUGGAGUUGCACUGGAACCAGCAUGAACUUUCAGAGUUAAACAACACUUUUGACAUCAUUGUUGCAAGCGACUGUACGUUUUUCAAGGAAUUUCAUAAGCAUCUUGCAAGAGCUAUCAAGAUGUUGCUUAAAGCCAAAGAACCCUCCGAAGCAUUAUUUUUCAGUCCUAAGAGAGGUGACUCCUUAGACAAGUUCUUGAUGGAGAUUAAAGACAUUGGCUUACAUUAUGUCUUAACUGAAAACUACGAUGUACAAGUUUGGAAGCGCCAUGAGACGCUUGUUAAAGGAGACGAAGCUUGGCCUAACUAUGACAAGAACCAUUGCUACCCUUUACUUAUUCAAAUUACGAAUCAUAUGUAGUCAAGAGUGUCAUAUUGCGACUAUGGAUGGCGAAUAAACGCAGUAGUCAAAGCUACAAGCUGUUCAACAAAGAAACAAGAGAAGUGGUAUUUCUAGUCGAAUCUCCAAUGACCAUACCUGCGUGAUAAGGAUUUGCUAAUGAUGGUUCUUCUAUCGGUUGUUUCAUCUCUGUACUGAACUCAGUUUCAGAACCAGAUACAUAUCCUGUCUCUUCAGGAGGUGGUUCUCUUUAAGACUUGAAACUUUUUCACACAGUACAAAUACAUUAUUCAGAGCUUUCAUCAUAUAUGGUAAACUCCAUCUCUUUAACUGUUUUGACUAAUUUAUUUCUCCUCACCUGGACAAGUUGGGAUAGAAAGUGACGGUAAUCAGCAUCACAACAAGUGAAAGUAUUUUCCCUUAACUGUACGAUGUAUGACUAGCUGAUGCUGAUAUAAAGACUUGUGAGUAGAUCAAGGGCUUGCAGAUACUAUGGUGCUACUAGAACCGUUAAAAUAGCAGCCGAUAUGGCCCCAAAAGCAAGCGAACCAACCUGCAGGUGCUCAAAAAGUGCGAUAGGUAUAUUUGGAGAGAGCCCUAACCCGGAGGUAUCGAGUCUGGGACUACUGGCACGUGAUAAAAUCCCAGUCCACACUGUGAAAUCGCAUAUGUUGAACGUAUUACAUAUUUCAACACUUGUAAUUAUCCUAAUAUACUGUCAAGAGUAUUACAUACUUUCUUUUUGCUAAAUAUGUAAAUAUUUAGAAUGAAGUUAAAGGUUUUACGUAA